AUGACUAACUCCUGCUGCUCUCCUUGCUGCCAGCCUUCUUGCUGCACUACUGCCUGCUGUAUGCCAGCGUGUGUGACCAGCUGCUGCUGUCCACCCUGCUGCCAACCCAACUGCUGUGAAACCACCUGUUGCAAGACCACCUGUUGUAAGCCUACCUGUGUGACCAGCUGCUGCCAGGCCUGCUACCAGCCCAGCUGUUGUAAAACCACAUGCUGCAAGACCACCUGCUGUAAGCCAACCCGUGUGACCAGCUACUGUUGUCCACCCUGCUGCCAGCCCAGCUGCUGUGAAACUACCUGCUGCAAGACCACCUGCUGUAAGCCAACCUGUGUGACCAGCUGCUGCUGCCCACCCUGCUGUCAGCCCAGCUGCUGUAAAACCAUCUGCUGCAAGACCACUAGCUGUAAGCCAACCUGUGUGACCAGCUGCUGUCCACCUUGCUGCCAGCCCAGCUGCUGUGAAACCACCUGCUGCAAGACCACCUGCUGUAAGCCAACCUGUGUGGCCAGCUGCUGCUGCCCACCCUGCUGUCAGCCCAGCUGCUGUAAAACCAUCUGCUGCAAGACCACUAGCUGUAAGCCAACCUGUGUGACCAGCUGCUGUCCACCUUGCUGCCAGCUCAGCUGCUGUGAAACCACCUGCUGCAAGACCACCUGUUGUAAGCCAACCUGUGCAACCAGCUGUUGCUGCACACCCUGCUGCCAACCCAGCUAUUGUGAAAUCUGCUACUGCUGGCCUUGCUGCUGUGAGCCCUGCUGCUGCCAGCCCUGCUGCUGUGAAACCACCUGUUGCUAG
Molecule: messenger RNA, 795 nt
Organism: Chionomys nivalis (European snow vole)
Lineage: Eukaryota; Metazoa; Chordata; Mammalia; Rodentia; Cricetidae
Product: keratin-associated protein 9-3-like
Exons: 1
Coding region: 1-795 (264 amino acids)
Cellular component (GO): keratin filament
Source: RefSeq, a predicted model, not a curated record